GGUGACACUCCAUAGUAACUUGACGUUUCGGAAAGAUAGAGGUGCCCUCUGGACGUUGUCCCCAAACUAGUAUCGAAAGGGAUGCCCACAGUAAAUCGUUGAGUUUCGAAACUCGAUUCCUUCAUCAUCGAUUUACAAACAAAAUAAUUUUUGGUUGCUUUUCUGCUGUAUUAAAUAUAAAUAAAAUAAUUUAAACAUAAUAUAUAUAUCACAAUAAUAUAAAUUUGAUGUUUUAUUUCUAAGAAUAUGACUAAACAAAAAAUAAACAAAUCGAUUUUUUAUAACUGUAAUCGAGUUGAUCUCGAGCAUAACAUGGGGGAUGUCCCUAAAGUGUUCACAAAAUGGCUACUGUUCUGUGCGUAUGCGCUUUUCAAUAGUAUUUUUGUGUAUUCUUCAUUUAUUUCGUUUUUUUUAACUCCGGUAAGAGCGUCAAGUCGAGCCCUCAGUGUUCCUUCGCCUUACCGUCGAGAAUUUCCGAGAGGUUUUGUGUUAGUGCUAAAACUAAAUAACGAUAGGACGUUUGCGAUAAAGACGCUUUUCAUUUAUUUUUAGUGUUUUUCUAGUGUAUUUCAAUAUGCCUAGACUCUGUGCAUUUGGGUGUUCGUCCAAGGGUAAGUUCAAACACACAUUAGACAAGAUUUGUGCAUUACCUGUCCCAAACCAAAAACAAGUUCUAUGUACAUGUUAUCUUUUUACGCUAUACCUGCUAUGAAAUUUAGAAGAUUGAUAACCAUUAUUAUAACCAUAAUAAAACCCAGAGCACAAAGGGUACUUACUUCUUAGUUUUUGUCACACAAUAUUAGUUGAUGAGUUAGGUUACUUAUAAAAAUUUAUGAAAAAAAAGUUUCUGUGUUCUCGUUUCAGUCAAAUGUACAAAUGUUAUUCAAUGAUGAUAUUAUAAUAACCAAUCACUGUUUAAUAUUUUCAGGUACAAUAAUGCAUCGUUUUCCAGAUGCAAAAAAAUAUCCUGAUCGUUUCAAGGCAUGGGUCACUCUGGUUGGUGGAAAACUUGUAACGGAAACUGAUUUUGAGCAUUUUAAGAAGAAGAUGGUUUGCGAUAAACACUUCACGCAAAACGACAAAAACAGGAACCAUCGCUUAAACAAUUCAGCAAUACCUUCACUUUAUUUAUCGGGGACACCAAUGAAUGAGAGUGAAAGUGCAAGUGAUCAAGUUACUGUAGAAGAGACAACACCCACACUUUGCAGUACUACUACUCAUAGCGAAAUAUUGUUACCUGAUAACAUAGGCUCCCGCCAUCAAUUUUCUAUAGCGGAGUAUGUUCAAACAGAACACAAUUAUAGUGUUAUCAGCAAAAGUAGAGAUGACUCCAGAAAAGUACCAUUGAAGGAAUCUGUUCGACGAACUUCAAAAGUUUUUCAAAAAGACAUCCGUAUGCUGCGCUUGGAAAUAUCACGCUUGCGUAAGAAAACAACAACUUUCAAGGCGAGAUUGGCUAAUGCAGAAAAACUUGCUGAGAACACUGCAUUUCAACAAGUGGCAGAAAAAAUGUCGUCAACAUCGCAACUAUUUAUGCAUAUGCAAUUGCAAAAUGUUAAAAAAUCAAAAGGAAGGCGUUUCACUAUUGAAGAAAAAGUUCUAUGUUUGUCAUUGUUUAAAAAGAGUCCGAAAUGCUAUAAACUUUUACAUAAAUAUUUUACUUUGCCAUCCAUAAAGGCUAUGCAACGAUUAAUUAGCCAAAUAAAAGUAUGUCCGGGGAUCAACCCCAUAAUUUUUAAAAAACUCAAAGCUACUGUACUGGAUAUACCAGUAAAUGACCGUCUUUGCAGUUUAAUUUUCGAUGAGAUGUCAUUAACACCACAAGUGUCGUAUGAUGCACACAAAGAUAGUUUGGAAGGGUUUUCCACUAAUAAGACGACUGAAUUCGCUGACCAUGCUCUGGUAUUCAUGAUUAAGGGCAUCAAAAGUAAUUUUAAACAACCAGUUGCGUAUUAUUUUACGACAAAAUUAAAUAAAUUAGAAUUAAAAACUGUUAUUAAAGAGGUAAUUAUCAAUUGCCAAAAUGCAGGCUUAAUUGUAAUAAAUACCGUAUGUGACCAAAGCACAGUUAAUGUAAGUGCAAUAUCAGACAUGGUUAGUGAUACAAAAGCUUUAUUUUUAAAAAAUGGUAAAGAGUGGCGCCAUGACGUUAUACGCGUUAAUAAACGGAACAUUAUACCACUAUAUGAUGUCCCUCACCUAAUUAAAGGUAUUCGAAACAAUUUAUUAAAUAAAGACAUGUCAUAUGAAGUGGAUAAUGAAAUAUAUGUAGUAAAGUGGGAGUAUUUUCAAAAAUUAUAUGCAGCAGACACUUCUUAUGGGGAAUUGAGGUUAUUAGAUAAAAUUACGGAAGAGCACAUUAACCCAGAAAAAAUAAAUAAAAUGCGGGUAAAAUGCGCAACACAAAUAUUUAGCCACAGCGUUGCUGUGGCUGCAGAACAUUUAACCGGUAGGGGCAAUUUGCCGAUUGAAUGUAAGCAAUUAAUUAAAAUUACCUUAUUAUUGGACAAUUUGUUUGACAGCCUUAAUGUAAACUCUUUUAAUCCUAUUAAUGGUAAAAAAUAUAAAGGUGCUGUCAGGCGAAAUUCUUGUCAUCACCAAUUGUGGAGAAAUGCAAAACAAAUUUUGAAGACUAUUAGAUUUAGAGAAAAGAAAUUUGUUGGAAACAAAAUUAGAUUGACUGAAAAAGUGGUACCAUCUGUCACAAAUUUUAUAAAAACGAUUGAGGGCAUGGAAGCAAUUUGGGAUGUUUUGUCUAAAAAGUAUGGUUUUGAUACAUUGUUUACUCGUAAUUUUAAUCAGGACCCAGCAGAAAACUUUUUUGGGAAUGUCAGAAGUUUCGGAGGAAGAAAUAAUGCUCCUAAUUCAGUUGCCUUUCAAGGAGCAUUUAAGGCGCUUUUAUUAAAUAAUUAUAACUCUCCUCAUUCUAAUCGAUCUAACUGUGAAGAAGACAAUAACAAAUGUCUGCAGUCAUUACAUUUUUUUUUAGAUAAAGAAAUCAUUGAAACUUCUGAUGUUCCUACUCAUGAAGGAAAUGUAUUUUGUAAUGAAGAUAUUUUUGAUGUAGUCGAUUUUAAUAAUGAAAUAGACGCAGGUCAAAGAAAUUAUGUAUGUGGAUGGGUCUUGACUAAAUGCUUAAAAAAUGUUGCAAAAGGCUGUAAACAAUGUAAAGAAGACUUACUUGAUAACAAAAAUGAUAACGAAAGUAAUGCAUUCAUAAAAGCAAAAGAAUAUGCCAACAAGAAAUGGCUUUGUUACCCCAACAAAUAUACAGAACAUUGCUUCCAUGAAAUACAAAAUAUAAUAAUAUCAUUUUUGAAAAAAGACGCACCAAAAACAAAUGUAAAAAAAAAUAUAUGUGCUUUUAUUAACUUAUUAGUUAAUUUCCCAUUUAAAUGUCAGAGGCACAACGAAGUUUUAAAAGAAUAUUUCACUAAUAUUACCCUCAACGUAGUGUUACACAGUUGGUGUCGCUCAGUCAACCGAAUUUUGAGUGGUAAAAUAAAAUAUGAAGGGGAGGACGAAAUUAAAACAGCUGCACAAUUGUACUACGAUAAACACAAACAUUAUAAAAAUAAAAAAUGAUUAA
Amyelois transitella is the source of this 3589-nucleotide messenger RNA. Its product is annotated as transposable element P transposase. Bases 877 to 3585 code for a protein of 902 amino acids. The transcript is spliced from 4 exons. The record is from RefSeq and is a predicted model, not a curated record. NCBI's taxonomy places the organism in Eukaryota, Metazoa, Arthropoda, Insecta, Lepidoptera, Pyralidae.